Molecule: messenger RNA, 526 nt
Organism: Pneumocystis murina B123
Lineage: Eukaryota; Fungi; Ascomycota; Pneumocystomycetes; Pneumocystales; Pneumocystaceae
Exons: 3
Coding region: 17-472 (151 amino acids)
Source: RefSeq, a predicted model, not a curated record
AAAAUCAUGAACUGCCAUGAAUGACCAAAAAUACCAAGAAAAAGUGCCAGAUUUAUGGGAUGAAUGGGAAAACGAAAACCGAAUAGUGGGAUUUCCCAAUGAUAAAGCAGAUUUAUCUUGUAACAAAAAAACAACCCAUGAAGAUAAUGUGCGCCUCUGGAAAGAAGCUAAUCAACAAGUUCCAGAUGUAGAAAUCUUAAAUUCACCGCGAACAGUAUAUAAACCAUCUCUUAAGAUCCUUAGGCGUUCUGUUGAUCAUUUAUAUAAUUCAUCUGCUUCUACUGUAUUGCCCCAGAAACCCAUAUCUACUGAAUCGGAACAAGGUCAGCGAGAAAAAGAACAGCGAUAUAGAGAAGCUCGACAGAAAAUUUUCGGUGUUUCGUCCACAAAAAAAGACCUGUAUAUACCUGUCCGAUCUCCCAUUGGACCCCUCUUAGGAGAAGGAUUUGUCAAGGAAAAAGAUCAAAUAUAACGUUUAUUUUAUUUUUCUUUGUGUAUUUUAUAAUAAGAACUUAUUUAUGACGGA